AUUCAGCUUGAGAUCGUCCACUUGCGCACGAGAUCCCCUCAAACUCCUCAACAUGUCAAACAUCCCACGUAUCGCAUGGGCGGCUACCCGAAUUUUUGGUCGGGCGAUGAGGGAAGCCGGACGGCAGGCAGUCGCUAACGCACGGCAUAAGCCAGAGGGCGUGGCUGAUUCUGGGAAGGCGGGAGGCGGUAGCGGUAAAACGCAGAACCUCUCCUCAUCACUUGGGAUGUCGUUUGAAGAAGCUCAAUUGAUUCUGAAUGUCAAGAAGGGCGACUCGAUGGAGAAGAUUCUCGAGAACUACGAACGUAUAUUCAAGGCAAACGCCAAACCUGAACCUCCUGCCGCAACAGACCCUAAAGCCAAACCUACCGGACGAAAGGGCAAAGCACCAGCUGUUAUCUACUCUCACUACCUUCAAUCCAAGGUCUACCGAGCACUUGAGCGGAUAAAGGCUGAGAAGGGCCCGGAAGCCGUUGCAGAGGGAGCAGCAGGAGAAACAAUGGUUGCAGGAACAGUUGCUGAAGGAGGAGUCGCACCAGAAUCGUUGGCCAAGGCUGCGGCGGAGGCUGAACCUUUUACCGGAGCUGGACCUGGUCAGGGACCUGUACCAGGUGAGGGACCUGCACAGGCCGCUGCUGGACAAGCUGGUGUAAACCCGGGAUCAGCGGAGUUUGCCAACAAGACGGCAGAAUCGAGUCCCGAGGGGUCGACCGAGGAACCGAAGAGAGAGCCAAUCUACAACCCCGCUGUUGGUCGAGCUAAGCCCAAGGGAGAUAAGGUUGCCGACGAAAACGAGCCGAUCCAGCUAUAAUUGGCGAUCGGAAAGGAAGAUGCACGCGGGGA
This is a messenger RNA of Filobasidium floriforme, 843 nucleotides long. RefSeq lists its product as uncharacterized. Gene Ontology annotation, cellular component: TIM23 mitochondrial import inner membrane translocase complex. The record is from RefSeq and is a predicted model, not a curated record. The transcript is spliced from 4 exons. Gene Ontology annotation, biological process: protein import into mitochondrial matrix. Bases 53 to 811 code for a protein of 252 amino acids. NCBI's taxonomy places the organism in Eukaryota, Fungi, Basidiomycota, Tremellomycetes, Filobasidiales, Filobasidiaceae.